AUGGCCUUUCCCAUCCCGUCCCCGAAGAUCACCAAUGGCGGAAGCGGAAAUUUUCCCUGGCACAGGGACAACCUUCCCAAGCAACUGUUCAUCAAAAACGAGUAUGUCGCCUCGAAAAACAGCAAGAAGCUGGAGGUUUUCAACCCAAAGGACGAAUCCGCUGUUGCCAACGACGUCGCGUUGGGCGGACAAGAGGACGUUGAUGCCGCAGUGGCUGCAGCAGAAGAUGCCUUCCCCAAGUGGAAGAAGACGCCCCCAAACGUGAGGCGAGAUAUCAUGCUGAAAUUUGCCAACUUACUCGAGCAGAACAGCAAGGCCCUGGCAGACCUGACACGGGUCACACUUGGAGCUCCCUGGGGCUCGAUGGGCUCGAUGGAGAUGAACCUUGCCUGCGAGAGCUUCAAGUACUUUGCGGGCUGGACCGAUAAAUUCCCCGGCGAGACUUAUCCUCAAGAAGAUGGCUUCUUGAAGAUCGUCCGUAAUGAGCCACUGGGCGUCUGUUGCGGGAUCGUCCCCUGGAACGGCCCUGUCGCCAAUAUUGGCAUGAAGGCAGGUCCUGCACUUGCGACUGGUAACUGCUUCAUCCUAAAGCCGUCAGAGAAGACGCCCUUCGCUGCGCUGGCUUUAGGUACGCUUAUCAAGGAGGCUGGGUUCCCUCCUGGUGUGUUCCAAAUCGUGUCGGGCGACGGAAGCACAGGAGCCAUUUUUGCCGGUCACAUGAAGGUCCGCAAGGUUAGCUUCACAGGAUCCACAGCCACUGGGCGCAAGAUCCAAGAGAUGGCCGCAAAGAGCAACCUCAAGCGGGUGACGCUCGAACUUGGCGGGAAAUCCCCUGCGGUAGUGUUCAAGGAUUGCAAUCUCGAAAAUGCCAUCACUUGGUGCGCCAACGCAAUUACGGCGAACACGGGCCAGAUCUGCUUUGCUGCCAGUCGAGUCUAUGUUGAGGCUCCCAUCUACGACGAGUUCAUUGCCGGGUACAAGAAGGCGAUCGAAGAGAAGAUCAAGGGCGUCGGCGACCCGGAUGCUGAAGAGACCUCCAUCGGCCCGUUGGUUGACAAGACCCAGUUCGAGAGAGUCCGAGGCUUCAUUGAGCGUGGUCAGCAAGGACAGGGAACUUUGCUGGUUGGCGGAGGCCGUGUCGGCGACAAGGGAUACUACGUCCAGCCAACCGUGUUCGAGGGCGUGUCGCAAGACGCCGAGAUCUGUAGACAAGAGAUUUUUGGGCCCGUGUCGGUGGUCAACAAGUUCGAGACCGAGGAGGAGAUCAUCGACAAGGCCAAUGACACCAACUUCGGGCUGAUGGCUGGUAUUUUCAGCCAGGACAUCAACCGAUGUUUGAGGGUUGCGGCCGAGAUCGACAGCGGCAUGGUGGGCAUCAACUGCAUCAGCCUCUGUUUCCUGACGGCGCCUUUCGGCGGCAGCAAGGAGAGCGGCCAGGGUCGGGAGAAUGCCAUCAACGCGCUGAGAAUGUUCACGGAACCGAAGACUGUCAUGGUUAACUUGACGUAUUGA
Molecule: messenger RNA, 1512 nt
Organism: Colletotrichum spaethianum
Lineage: Eukaryota; Fungi; Ascomycota; Sordariomycetes; Glomerellales; Glomerellaceae
Product: aldehyde dehydrogenase, mitochondrial
Exons: 5
Coding region: 1-1512 (503 amino acids)
Molecular function (GO): aldehyde dehydrogenase (NAD+) activity
Source: RefSeq, a predicted model, not a curated record